Messenger RNA from Danio rerio (zebrafish), 4257 nucleotides. Lineage: Eukaryota; Metazoa; Chordata; Actinopteri; Cypriniformes; Danionidae. The record is from RefSeq and is a predicted model, not a curated record.
UUAUAUGUCGACUGUCAUUAAAAAAAGAGGAAGAAGAAGAGACUGCAGUAGGGAGCGAGACGCGCCUGGGCAGCUGAUUCUGCCUCCCGUGACUGUCUCUAUUGUAGUCUACUUCACAGGCCAAUACCUCUCAUAACUAUCAUGGGCAGAUGUUGUACGGAUAUCUGGAUUAUAUUGGAGAAUAAACCCCGAAUUCUGUGAAGACGCAUGAAAUAAAAUAGUCAUGGAUUUCCCGGGGCACUUUGAGCAGAUUUUCCAGCAGCUGAACUUCCAGCGGCUGCAUGGACAGCUGUGUGACUGCGUGAUCAUGGUUGGCAGCCGUCAUUUCAAGGCCCACCGCGCUGUGCUGUCUGCCUGCAGUACGCAUUUCCGAGCCCUGUUUACUGCGGCUGAGGGAGAUGCCAGCACAAGAAUGAUCCACCUGGACUCUGAGGUGGUGACCGCUGAAGCGUUUGCUGCUCUCAUGGAUAUGAUGUACACAUCCACACUGAUGCUGGGAGAGAGUAACGUGAUGGAUGUAUUGUUGGCUGCUUCUCAUCUGCAUCUAAAUGCUGUGGUGAAAGCCUGUAAGCACUACCUGACAACGCGCACUUUACCCAUGUCUCCACCUGGAGAUCGUGGCAGUCAACAUCACACUGAGCAACAGCAAGCGGCGGCGGCUGCCAACUCUCAUCUUCAGCGAUCAUUUCUGCUCCAGCAGCUCGGCUUGAGCUUGGUUAGUUCUGCCUUGAGUGGGGCUGAAGAUGGGGGAACGGGGACGCAGCGGAGAACGGGUGCGGUGUGCGGAAAUGGAUUGGGGGAUCAGCAUGGUUCUCACCCAACACGCCGUUUCUUAAAACGCAAGCAGCCCUUACCCCUGAUUACUUCAGAAAGGGGAAGGCCACGGCUUUCCUCACAGGUGGAGGGCAUCGUGGGGGAGUCAGGGGGCCGAGAUGGAGGAGAGGAGCUUCUGUCUCCAGAUUCACACAGUAAAAUGGUGGACGAAGUGGUCACUGGCGUUAUUCCCAUGGAUGAUGGAGGUUUACUGGAGCAGGAUGAAUAUCGAAGGGGACUGACCCAUGAGGACAUGCAGCUCCCGAGCCAGUCAGAUGGAGGAAGGGGAACAGGAGCAGAAAAAGCAUUGCUGCUGCCGCGAAAAGAGGAGUACCCAGAUGCAGGUCGUCACCAUGAUGAGGGGAUGAAGAUAAAGAAUGGAGAUGAGGAGGAAGAGCAACAGCACAUGCAGGUCGUGGUGAAGAGCGAGCCACUGAGUUCACCCGAGGCGGUGGAUGAGACUAGCGAUGUUACCUCACAGGCAGAAGGCAGUGAUCAGGUGGAGCCAGUUGGAGAAAAACUGGAGCUCAGUCCAGAGUGCAGUGAGCGCAGCUACUCUGAUCCGCAGCCCAGCUCUGAGCUGCUGAUCAAAGGAAACAAGGGAUUAGGAGCUGCAGAAGACAGAAGAGGAGAGACGCUAUCCUGCAGUGAAGCUCUUGAGUCCUCCUCUGGAUUACACAUCACCAGUUUCCUCAGCACUAAGGCCUUUAUUGGCAGAGGGGUGUCUUCAAACCAUGCCAGUAGUGUUGACAGUGUUCCCAACACCACAACUGGAGAAUUUCAAGCAGACCACGAUUCCGCUCGCUUCUUCCUCCCGAAUGAUUCCAUCAACGCUGCAUCUUCCUCUCUGCACCUCCUUUCAGGAGAGACCCAGGUCUGCUCUGACAUGCAGCCAGAGUCCCUUCUCAUGCGCCCGCUGCAUGAUGGAAUAGCAACUUCCUCCUCAUUAGGGACGUCCCGUGGUGGAUCGGUAGAUCAGCUUGCUCUUGAGUUUCAGCGCAACAUUUUGGGAUUACAAACAUUCCCUCAUUCGUCCAGAGGUGGAGGUGGUGGUGGAGGGUGCCAAUCAUACCGGCGCAUCGCUCCUAAAGCUCAUCCAGGAGGGGCUUCAAUGCUAAUGGACGGCCCUCAGCAACAUGACGCUGCUUCCUCGUCCUCUUCCUCCACAAUGCUACUCAAUGGAGUCAACUUUGAGAAUUCUGUCCCCAUAGUUCAAAACAGUGGCAACUCCAACUUGAACCCUCUUCCCCAGUUGACCAGAGCCUCAGCAGAUGUCCUGAGUAAGUGUAAAAAGGCGCUUUCUGAGCACAACGUGUUAGUGGUGGAAGGUGCCAGAAAGUACGCCUGCAAGAUCUGCUGUAAGACCUUCCUCACUCUGACGGACUGCAAGAAACACAUCCGGGUUCACACCGGCGAGCGUCCGUAUGCCUGCCUGAAGUGUGGCAAGCGCUUUAGUCAGUCCAGUCACCUGUACAAGCACUCCAAAACAACCUGCUUACGGUGGCAGAACAGUGAUAUGUCUAAUGCCAUGCUCUAAUUCAGCCACUCAAAAUAUGCCACGCACUGGCGACUGGCCACCGGUCAGCUUCUGACUGUUCUUACACUGUCACACCUACUAUUGUGGUGGCAGCGGUAUCUUUUUUUUGGUUUUACUAGUAUAGUAUGUUGUUAACAUGCUUUCAGUUAACAUGCCAUUGAUGGUACACAUAAAAGAGAUGGUUCUCCUUAAUAUGUAGCUUCAAACCUGUAUGGCUGACUCAGAUUUGUUUGUAAUAUUUUACAUUUAACAAAACAGUUUAAUCGUAAAAACACCAACUUUAGUUUCACGCAGAGGUCUGGUCAUAUUUUGUCCAUAAGCCACAUUAAUAUUCAAAGGACAGUUCACCACAGACUGAAAAUUCUGUUAUCAUUUACUCACCACCAAAAGAGAUAUGAAGAAAGCUGUAAGCUGGAAACCAUUGACUUCCACAGUAUUUAUUUGUCUACUAUGGAAGUCAAAGAUUACCGGUUUUCAGCAUUCUUAAAAAAAGAAAAACUACUUUAAAAAAAGAAACUCAUAAAGGUUUGGAACCAUGUGAAGGUGAGUACAUUUUCAUUUUUGGGUGAACCCUCACUUUAAUAACUACUUUUAAGUUUGUAUAUGAACAUAAAUAAGGGUUGCAUACUAUCAAGGAGGUGAGGAAGUGAAAACACCUUGCAUGUAGAUGGUGGAUAGUCAUUAAGCAGCCUUUCUUUUACUGGUAAAAUGGUCCUAUUAGGAGAUUGGUCUCACACUGAAAAGUCAAUUAAGCAAAAUUAAGAGGUGACUAAAAUAUAGGUUGCGUAGAAAUUAUUUUAAGAAUUAAGUUGAAGAAAUGAUUGUUUAACUGUCCGGGAUCUCCAGUGAAUCUCCAAUUUUUAUUUUUCUGAAAUGCUGUGUACUUCGAGACUUAGAAGGUAUCAGACCUUCCUCUUAAGCCUAUAAUUCUUAAUAAGUGGGCAUCAUGUUUUAGAUUGUUCACCUUUACUAAGUUUGCUUUGCCAAGUUCUUGAAAAACAGUGGCAGUUUCAAUACUGUUGGAUCCUUCUUGUGGAUGUUUAAUCAUUUUUGUCUUUUCAGUGGGAGUUAUAUUUUUAGUUUUGAACCAUUUUCACUGAAUUUGAAGUGAGUUUUUACUUCCAGUCCUUGUUUACAGUGCUGCAUCACUCUUAACUGACUAUAUAUAAAUUGAAUAAUGGUUAUUAAUAUUUAUUUGAUUUGGAAUUGAAAAGAAUUGUCUUGAGUAAAAAAAUAAAUGACCGGAAUAUCAGCUUGAAUAAUAUGUCUGCAGUGUAAGUCACACGGGUUUGGAAUAACAUGAGAGUAAAUGACAGAAUUGUCAUGUUUUGGUGAAUUAUUUCUUGUAGUUUCACUGUGAAAAGGUUUUGUUUGAAUGGUCAUUGAGAGUUCUGCUUCAUGUGGGUCAAGAAGUGGUCAGAACUUCAGUAGCUGAAUCCUACAUCAGGACGAUCAGAAGCUUUGCUGUUCAUUUCCUCUGUGGAAGUCAGAUGUUUGAGGUGUAUUGUCAGUUUGAAGUGUUUUAGUUUUUGAUGCAUCAGAAUCAUUUCUAGGUGCAUGUUUAGUUCUCAACAGUUCAGUGGCUCUUAAAAUGACUGAAAUGUAUUGGGGGAACCCAAAAUAUUUUUGCAAGCUAACGCAGAAGCAUACAAUUAGGUUGCAAGUUAAAGUUUUUCUUUUUCACUGUAUUUACAUCACCCUGUCUAGCACUGUUUUAGCAUACAGUAACACAGAUGUUAGCAUGUUGCUAAGCAAAUGUAAAUGCAAUGUUAGGUAAAUAGUGUUCAUUUAUAUAUAUUUUGGCAUUAUUAUAAUUUUAUUUACAUAAUCACCCAUGUUAGAGGCAUAUUGUUCAGCCAAAAUGUCAAAUUCAGUUUUUUUCAGAAGAAUGUUGGACAUUGUUAGCC